This is a messenger RNA of Drosophila takahashii, 2807 nucleotides long. Its product is annotated as homeotic protein ultrabithorax. The record is from RefSeq and is a predicted model, not a curated record. Lineage: Eukaryota; Metazoa; Arthropoda; Insecta; Diptera; Drosophilidae.
UGGAAUUGGAGCGUCGAGGCGAGUGGACGCGCUGGCGGAUGAUUGAUGCCCUGAACAUUGCGUAUACGUCGUGUGUGAGAGAAAGCAGAAGUGAAAGCACAGCCUGAGGACAGGAAAAAAACAGAAAAAGAAUUAAGCCGAGCUGAAGAGCGAGUGAGAGUAACAGACAUCGCCAGCGGGCGGUCCGAGGAGCCAACUUCAUUUACGUCUGAAACGCAGUUGAAAUAAACGACUUCACGACACUGGCGGAUUUCCUAAAAAAUAUCCAAUCCCUGUGGCUAACGAGCUGGCUCAGCGGGAGGACCAAGCGGAGCAUCGGAUUGGGAAUCGGAGGAACCGGCGGAACCGGUGGCCACGAGAGGCGCUCAGUCAACGUUUACACGCUCCAGCAGCCGCACAAGUUUCCGCUUCAAUUGGACGCUGGUAAUUGCAGCUUUGAUUGCCACCAGGAGCUGGACAGGAUCCGUCAGCAGCCACACACACCUUCCUCGGCGCCGGCCGAGGAAAUCUACGAAACCAAAUUUAUUGAGAGUUCAAUGGCCCAAACGAUGGACGACAUGGUCUUCCAGUGCAGCAAUCAGAAUUCGAUUUAUGUGCUUAAUGCCAGCUACGGUGCAUAUGGGGACUAUGGCACAUAUGCGGCAACAAAGCGUGAAAUAAAUGGCAGCCGGAGCAGAGCGGCAAAUCCAAUUGAGGCAACUUGCUCGAGUGGCGUCCUGCAGCAUAAAUUCAAAACUUUUGGCAGUGCCGCAGCAGCAGCAGCAGCAACAACAGCAACUACAAUGGCCAUGGAUGCGGCUGCAGCGGGAAGCGCAUCAAACUACGUAAAUCCUGUCGCUACAUCAAUGUCAACCGCAAUGUGUUCACCGGCAACGGCGGCCCUGCAAAAAUUGUUCAAUUGCAGCGUCGGCGUCGCCUGCCAAAAUGUCACCCACGCCCACAGCAACCACAGCAGCAGCAGCAACAUCAGCAGCAGCAACACCAACAGCAGCAACACCAACAGCAGCAACAACAAUGCCGCCGCGAGCAACCAUAACAAUAGGUGCCUGUCAGCGGCAGGCGGAGUAACCCAAAACGGCCGGAAUCGUAGCCGGAGUGGCGAAUCGCUCGAUGGCACAGCGGGAGUGGCUACCUCAACAGGAGGAGGAGGAGCAGGAGGAGGAGGUCCAGGAGGAGGAGCAGGAGCAGGAGGCAACCUCCCACUGAUGCCAAAGAAGAAAUGCACCAAUGUCAAAUCAGCGCUUAUUGCCAAGAAGACAAAGUUUCUCAAAUAUCUCGAAGAAGAAAAAUGGCGCAGCACCGCAGCGGUGCCGGAAGAUGCUGCUGGUGCCAUCAGCAAUGAGGCGGGGCAGCCACCGCCACCCAACUUCGGGGGCAACAACAAUGGAGGCAACUUGAAAAAUCAGAGCAACAGUCGGGAGGCUGGAAAUGGUGGAACUGGUGGAGCUGGCGGCACUGGAGGGCAGCUGAAUAAAUUGACCAACUGGAGCAUGCAUAAUGAGGACAACAACACGGCAACAACAACAGCAACAGCACUGACCAGCCAACAGCUACAACUACAACAGCAGGCGAAAUCGAGUUACGAGCUUUACCAGGAGGCAGCCGACAUUUUGGGCCUGAGUUGCAGCCUCUGUGAUAAUUGCCGAUGCCUCGACUGCCAGAGCGGUUACUUUGACUGCGAUGACGACGAUGAGAGCUACUCGGAGCAAUCGCUGAUGGACGAUGAGUACGAUGAGUUUGACUGCAGUGCGGAGGAGCUGCAGGCGGUGCUGACAGGAGGAGGAGGAGGAGUAGUCCCAGUCCCCCCCUGCUGCCAACUGGAUGCGAGCUCCCACCUGCCGCCCAAAGGGGAUUCCCCGGCGCUGACAAAUGUGGAAUCCCUGGGACAUCGGCUGGCCAUCGAUUUUGAUUUAAUUAACGCCACUUGCAGCCAAGUGCUGGAAAAUUGUGAAACAUUCAACGAUUUGAGUCUGCUGGAUGCCGGAGGAUCCGCAGGAUCCGGAGUGGAGCAGCGUCCCUUCACGUAAAUCCAGGCGGACGGCAGGAUGGCGUAGUCGCCCAAUCAGGACUCCCCCGAUUCGGACACUGCAGCUAAUUAAAGUUUAAUGUUUAACAAUGGUCAGAGCCCAUUAAUUGCAACUGACACCUUCUACAGCGGCUGCCAAUUGUAUGCGGACACGGACACACACACUCACCCCGGGUGUUUGCGUUUCAUUUAUUUUCUUAUUUUCCUAUUUUGAUUUCAAUUAAGUUCGGAGGCAAAUAGAGCACGAUAGCCGAGAACCCGGAGAGAGGAAUGAUAAAAAUGUUUUUCUGGUUAACAGGAAGCUUUCGCUGCCAUAUAUCCUACAUAAAUACGCAAUAUAUGCCGUGUAUAGAGUGGACAUUAUUAUGGACAAAACUCAAAUAGUGAGCGUGAACAAAAUAUAUAAAAUAAAUAAAUUAAUUGCGAAUUGCAAUUUCAAUUGGGAGCCGGCGAGAAAGCGGAAAUUCAAUUGCGAAAAUCAGAGACGAUUAUCAGUAAAUAUAAACCACAUAUGCAAAAACAAUGAAAAACAAAUUGUGCCAAUUUCAUAUUCAUAUAUGAAUGUUAUUCGAGUUGCAACCAAAACGAAAUACAAUCGGUUUAUUUAGCCCGUAAUCCGACAAACAACACUAUUUGAAAAUUCAAUGAAAUAUUUAUCUCGAAAUCGAUGUUCGGUAGUGCUUAAGUAUUUAAGAAUUUUCGUGUGAUGCUUUUCAUUCGUUCGAUUGAUUUCAAAUCAAAGGGAAACAUUGGAAAUACAUAUACUUGUGUUGGAAAAGAA